Molecule: messenger RNA, 3894 nt
Organism: Lampris incognitus (smalleye Pacific opah)
Lineage: Eukaryota; Metazoa; Chordata; Actinopteri; Lampriformes; Lampridae
Product: nocturnin-like
Exons: 6
Coding region: 278-1462 (394 amino acids)
Biological process (GO): circadian rhythm
Molecular function (GO): poly(A)-specific ribonuclease activity
Source: RefSeq, a predicted model, not a curated record
ACUAAGGGCUGGACCUCUGUUGCAGUUGAGCACACGCAGCGUUUCGCACCGUAAAGCUAAUGCUGGCUAAUGUCAGGUGACUGACGCUGUGUUUCACUAGCUACGACCUCAGCAGGAUGCGAAAGAAUUGUGAAACCUGGAGGGCGAAGUGAGUUUGUCUUCGGCCCAAUUUUGCAAUUUCAGUUGGUUUGUGGAUGAAAUUGGAUGCCGAUUGUGUCUCUCUCACUGAUAGUGCCUGCUACCCCACACAUGUGAUUUGCGCAAACCGACGUCUUCGAUGGGUGGUGGAGGCACCAGGCUGUGCAGCCCCCUAACUCAGAGCCUCGGCUGUCGCAGCAGCAGUAGCAGCAGUCGCUCGCUCCCUCUUGCCCAGCCACACCUGGACCCUUGCCAACAGCCAGUCACGGCCCUGGACCAAGCUUUCUGUCAGGAACGGCAGGGGCCUGAUGCAUUUCCCCCUGACCCCCUGGAGCUGCUCAGAGAAUGUGAGGAGGCCCUUAAAGAUCGACCCCCUCGCUUUCACAGGAACUUCAUCUACCCAAGAGAUGGAGAAAAGAGCCCCGGCAGCCAGAUCAGGGUGAUGCAAUGGAACAUACUGGCUCAAGCGCUUGGCGAGGGAGUUGACAGUUUUGUCCAGUGUCCCCCAGAGGCCUUGUGCUGGUCCCAGAGGAAGUACCUUAUCUUAGAGGAGAUCCUCACCUACCGUCCUCACAUCCUAUGUCUAGAGGAAGUAGACCACUACUACGACACCUUCCAGCCAAUUCUGGCAGGCUUAGGUUACAGCAGCAACUUCUGCCCCAAGCCCUGGUCACCGUGCUUGAAUGUCGUUGGCAACAACGGUCCUGAUGGCUGUGCGCUGUUCUUUGACCAAUCACGCUUCGAGUGCCUAGAUAGUGUGAGCGUACGCCUAUCUGCAAUGUUGAUUCCAACUAACCAGGUGGCUGUCUUGACAAUGCUGCGGUGUCGAGCUACAGGGAGACGUGUGUGUGUGGCAGUGACCCACCUGAAAGCCCGCACUGGCUGGGAGCGACUCCGCAGCGCCCAGGGCUCCGACCUCCUACGUCAUCUGCAGAAUCUAAUUCAGCACAGCUCCAGCGGACCUACAGGGCCUUUGGGCAUUGACUCAGACACACCUCUAAUCAUUUGUGGAGAUUUUAACGCAGUCCCAACUGAAGAGGUGUACCGGCGCUUUGUCUUGUCCCCUCUUGGUUUGGAUUCAGCCUACAAGAAACUUAGUGGAGAUGGUUUGUCGGAGCCAGAGUACACAACGUGGAAAAUCCGGCCCGAAGGGGAGUGCUGUAGCACACUGGAUUACAUCUGGUACACACAGAGCAAGCUAAGCGUCGAGGCAGUUUUGAAUAUGCCCACAGAGGAACAGAUUGGGCCAAACAGGCUUCCGUCCUUUAAUUAUCCAUCUGACCACCUCUCUUUGGUCUGUGACUUCACCUUUAAGGAGGAGUAAAAGACAGGGAGAAAAGGAAGGUACAUUUUACUGAAUGGAGAUAUGGGAUAACGGCUACCUUUUGGUUGUGUACUUAAAAUUCACAAUGUGAACUGGGAAGGAGGUAGCGGAUGGCACUUGAGUUGUAGGACCAAACACUGCAACAAUUAAAUCCUACAUCCCUUUUUCAUCACACUGAACAUUAAUACUGCCUUAAUACAGUAAAUUCCCCAAUCAAUACACAGCAGGAUGUGGUGCAACAACUCCUGUGCCAUAAUCCAGUGUGAGCACAAAAAAGUAAAUGAAAGCAAAACAAGGGCGUUAAAAGAAUAUGCAAAACCACACACCUCACUGUCAUAAAACUACUGGUCCAAGAGAAAGGUAGACACAGCCUCUAAACAAGCUGAUGUAGUUGUAACGGGGUUGACUGAGGCUACAUCAGUCGGGUUAUUCGGUGGGCACCAGGCUUCACCAACGUUUUGUGGGGCGAGGCCACAACUUUAGGAGACUCGACUUUAGUUUCCGAAAAUCCUUCAGCUUGGUGCCCAGCAUCACACAACCAUCUCUUAGCACUGGUUGACGUUCUACUAAUCUAUGAUAACCUGUAUUUAAUAUAAAGCUUGAUGUUAUCUUACAGUCUUGCCUACAGUCCUUUCAAACCUUACUACUACUGGAUGUGUAAUUGGAGCUGAUCAGGGUUAAGAGAUAAGAUGCAGGACUCAAACACUGCAAAAAUUCAGCUCUGCCUCCCCUUCUUGGUUUGUCUUGAAUGAACACUAAACCCAUCUAACAUUCAUCUUACCUGUAAUACCAUGUACUGCAUCCAUUCAAUUGAUGUCAGUCAGUACACGUGUAAAGAGUCCCUGUAGCGCACAAAGCUUUUCCCUUGAGUCCACUAUUUUAAUGUAUUGUAGUUUUACUACUACAUCUACAUGAAGUUAAUGCUUAAUGGUUUAGAUUUCCGUCAAGAAUGUCCCUUACACAGGCUGGGUCCUUUAAACACACUGGAGAUGGUCUCACUAUAGAUUUGUAUGUGAAGACCCUUUCACAGGAUUUGCAAAUUGUAUAACUGAGGUGCUAUCUUUUUUUUUUGCCUGCAUGUAAAUUGAAACUUUAAAAUAAUCUCUUCUAUCGAUAUCACAAAAAAAUGGAGGGUGGGAGUAAUGUUUUGGAUAUUUUUACGACUCAAAAAAAGGUGACGUGUUUAACUUGGUAAGUUGUGCUGUAAUAUUUGUGGGGCAGCGUUAUAUACUGCUGACGAACAAGGAAUCUAUAUUCAAGGACCCCGCAACAAAUACAGUAUCGCUGUGGCGAAGGGCCACAGACAAUUUGUAGGUCAAGAGCGUGGUGGGGGUCACUGGUUGUGAUGCACAGUAAUGUAUUUGAGUGCUCUUUGGAAAACAGACGUCAUGACGACAGCCAAACAGAUGUCAAAAGUUGCAGAGAGCAGCAUCAGGAUGUGCAGAUUGCUGCACCCUUCAGACGCCUUUCAGCAAGCGCUGGUUUCAGACGGUCUGUCCCUACGUUGAGCCUCUGUCACUUCAAAUCACGAAUAAACCUGUAAAUGCUCAUAUGUUUAGUUUCAUGUGUUUAUUAGAGAAAUGUAAGCCUGAAAAACAGCAGAUAAAGCUGGAAAUAAAACCAAAUAGUACUUAUGCACACUGCCGGUGUGUGCAGUAGGGCAAAUAGGAAGAUAUUUUUCAACUAUGCUUGUAUAUUAAUUUCCCCCAAUUAUAGUUUCUGCUGUAUAUUUUGUAUCAGUUAUCUACACUUUGAGCUAUACAACACAGCAAAAUGUUGCCUGGCAAGAUGACUCACUGUUAUUGCUAUCUGUACUUUCCAGUUGUAUGACAUGAAAUUCAAUACCUCCUGUCCUGACCUCCUCUGCGGUCUCUGCGUCGUCAGAGCAAAUCUCGCUUCCAGCUGGACUCACGGUGCACCCAUGACUGGAUUUUACAAUGGGAGCACAGAUGUUUGCUUUGCCUUCUAAUCCUGUCACACCCUCGUUUUGUGGAUAUGGAGAAAUCGCAUGGAAUUAUUUACCUCCAGUGUGGCAUAAACGAAACAAUGAAAUCUGUGCAGUCACAACCCAUAUGCCAAACAUACAACCCAACCACAGAAACAGUCGGCACAGGAGGACAAUGAAAUGCAAAAAAAAAAAUAAAAAAUAAAUUCUUUGUUGUCACUAAUUAAAAAUUAAACUUUGCCCCAGCUCUGUUAAUUCUCUCCAUAUUUGGUCGCAAAUUUUGUUCUGUCUGGAAUCUUGGCAGAUUUACCAAUCUGGUAUCAAACCGUUUUUAUUAUGCAACAUAAUCUGCCUACUUUUCUCUCGCUUGCUUCUGUGUGAACAUCAUUUAUGGAAAGAAUAUUGUGCUACAGGGCGUCCAGGUAGCAUAGUGGUCUAUUCCGUUGCCUACCAACAUGGGGAUCCCGGUUCAAAUCCCCGUGUUGCC